Messenger RNA from Salvia hispanica, 3552 nucleotides. Its product is annotated as disease resistance protein RGA2-like. NCBI's taxonomy places the organism in Eukaryota, Viridiplantae, Streptophyta, Magnoliopsida, Lamiales, Lamiaceae. The record is from RefSeq and is a predicted model, not a curated record. Gene Ontology annotation, molecular function: ADP binding.
AUUUACCUCAAAUUCAAAUCUGAAUAUUUGCAAUUGACUCUUGAGAGAGAGAGCUAUUUCCUACCGGAGUUAUAUGAUCUCACUGUUUCUGGCAGCAAUUUAGAUCUCUGUGCGAAACCAUGGAUGGAGUUGCUGCUGCAAUCGAAGUUGUUGUUCAAAACCUGAUCAACGUUUUGAAGGAAGAGUACUCUUUGAUUCGAGGUCUCGAUGGAGAUGCCCAACAGCUGCAGCGGACUUUGGGGAUGAUUCAAGCCUUCUUGAAUGACGCUGAGAAGAAAUCCAUCACCCAAGAUGCUGUUAAAUUCUGGUUGAGGGACCUUGAAGCCGUGGCUUUCGAUGCUGAUAAUGUCUUGGACGAACUCAGCUAUCAUCUUCUACACAAAAAAGUGAAGAAAAUGAUGAAACUCAAGGAUAGGGCGGCAUCAUACUUCUCUUCAUUUAAUCGUAGUUCGCGUCGACGUAAUAUGGCUCAUGCAAUUAAAAAAAUUAAUGCGGAGUUUGAGUCUAUGAUCAAAAUGGCAACAAAUGUUGGCCUUCAAAGCAUAAUUCAGAAUGCACCUGUUGUUGCUUCUCAUACUUCCAUUGAGACUAAUUCGAUCAGGAGUGAUCCUAUCUUUGUCGGAAGAGAUGAUGAUGUGUCUAAUGUAGUUGACAUGCUCACCUAUAUCCCUCGUGAUCAGAUCAUCUCCAUCGUUGCUCUUGUCGGAAUGGGAGGUAUGGGGAAGACCACGUUGACUCGGAAAGUCUUCAAUCAUGAAAGGCUAAAGACAUUCGGAUCGCGUAUUUGGGUUCAUGUUUCCCAAAAUUUUGAUCCAAUUGGUGUUUACAACAAAAUCCAUUCAACAUUGGCUUCAACUGCCACUGAUAGAGUUGAGCGAUUUGAGCAUGAGGAAGUUAUCCUGAACAAGCUUCGAGAAGCUCUCAGGGCUAAAACUUAUCUUCUUGUUCUUGACGAUGUAUGGAAUGAAGAUGUUCCGAGAUGGGAAGACUUUAUAAAUAAUAUGAAGGGGGCUUCUUCUACUGUGGGAAAUGGCAUUAUAAUCACUACUAGGAGUAAAAAGGUUGCUUCAAUUGUUAAUCCAUUUCAUAUACAUCGAGUGAAUGGCUUAUCAGAUGAACAAUGCUGGUCCAUUAUCAAAGCAAAAGCUUUUAAUGGAAAUGCAGAAGUUCCAUCAGGAUUUGAGACAAUUGGGAAAGAGAUUGCAAAAAGAUGUCAAGGUUUGCCCUUGGCUGCCAAUGUGGCUGGGGGUGUGCUUCAUCGCUCUAAAUCCGAACAAGAUUGGCACUCCAUCAAAGAAAAUUGGAUUUUAGAUGGUGAAGGAGGUGAAAACAUCACAACAAUAUUGAAAUUGAGCUUUUAUCACCUGUCUUCACCUUCACUUAAGAAAUGUUUCGCUUAUUUUUCGAUUUUCCCCAAAGGUUGGGAAAUCAUGAAGGAUGAGUUGAUUGAACUUUGGAUGGCAGAAGGGUUUCUUCAACCUAGCCGAAGAUAUGAUAUGGAGUCUAUUGGCAAUAUCUUUUUCAAUGUGCUUCUGCAAAACUCUUUGUUGCAAGCUGGAGAGGCAGAUUAUUAUGGAAGGGUAUGUUGUGUGAUGCAUGAUCUUGUGCAUGACCUUGCCUCUUCCGUUUCAUCUAAUAAUAAUGCAGACGGCAGCACCCUAGUUCGAUACAUGUUUCACGAAAAAGAAUCAAGUCGUAUUCCAGAAGAAGUGUCGAGGAAUCUACGUACCUUACUCUUGAGAGGUGGAAAUUCUGGUAUCAUAUUCUCUAACUUCAAAUGUCUGCAUAAUCUAACUCUUUUUGGUAAUAAUUAUAAAGAGUUGCCUAGUUCAAUUAGGGAGUUGAUACAUUUGAGAAAUCUCAAUAUUUCUCAUACAUCAAUUGUAAACAUUUCAGAGUGGAUUGGUGAACUCCAUCACUUGCAAACAUUAAGAUUAGAAUUAUGGGAACUAGAGAAACUGCCAAACACAAUAAAGUACUUGAUUAAUUUAAGGCAUCUUUGGCUAGCGCCGUACACAGAUUUACCUGUAGAGAUUGGGAGAUUAACUAGUCUUCAAACACUUGAGUACUUUAAAGUGGGUGAAGAGAAGGGUUACCGAAUUGAAGAGCUCGGAAAUUUGAAAAAUCUCAAAGGAUCACUAGAGAUUGGGCAUCUUGAAAGGGUGGGUGACAAGGAAGAGGCUAUGAAAGCAAAUUUGUUGGAUAAGUCAAACCUGUCUAAAUUGGUUUUUAGUUGGGAUGGCGAGAGAAGUGAUCGUGAAAGAAAUGAUGAGAGUGUAUUGGAAGGACUCCAACCUCAUGCAAACUUGAAAGUGUUGGGGAUUUCAGGAUUUAAAGGCAAAAGAUUUCCAACAUGGUGUGAGAAGAUGGCAGUACGGGAUGGGCUUCAGGGCUCUUGGGUAACACUUGACAACUUGACUAGGAUAACACUUGACGGGUGCUCAGAAUGUGAGGAAAUUCCAAUGCUUGAGCACUUGCCUAAUCUGAAAACGCUUAAUUUGUUUGGAUUGAAGAAAGCAAGAUUCAUAAAUUCCUCAUUCAAUAAUUUAAGGAAUCUAGGAAUAUCUGAUUUGAAAAGUCUGCCAAAACAAUUAUUCUGUAACAAUCAGAAUCUCUCAAUAUUAUGGAUUCACAACUGCUCUGCAUUGAAAGAAUUGCCGGAGGGUCUGGACAUCCUCAAUUCCCUGGAGGAGUUGACUAUAUCAGACUGUAAAAAUCUAAAGUCAAUUGGGAAUCCAAGUGGCUUUAGAAAAUAUCAAGGAGUCCUCCGUGUGCUGGAAAUCGAAGGGUGCGGAGAGCUGGAGGAAUUUCCACAUCAAAUUCUAGAGUCAUCCGCACCCACAAUCGAGACACUCGUACUGGAAGAGUUAAGGAGCCUAAAGAAUCUACCAAUGCUAAUUGACUGCCUCGCUAAAUCCUCUCCACGCCUCGAAUUUUUGAAAAUAACAGGUGUUCCUAAUUUCAUGGCUAGUGGUACUAUUGAGAGUUGGAGUUUUGGCAGGUUGAAGGAAUUAAGGAUAGAUGUGAGUGUAAAGUGGUCGAGAGAGACAAGUCUCGGCAUUAUAGAGACGGUGGAUGGCAUAUUGCAAGGAUGCUGCAAUUCACUUACUGACUUAUACUUUAAGGGGAUUGAACACUGGGAGUGGGUGCCUCAAUCAAUUCAACUGCUCACUUCUCUUGAUAGCUUGAAGUUAGAAAAUGUAGGAGGAGAAGAAUUGCCCCAGUGGCUGGGGAACCUUUCAUCUCUAAGGGAGUUACACCUAUAUGGUUGGAACAGGUUGAGGUGUCUGCCCUCUGUGGCUGCGCGCCUCACUAAAUUAGAAUUCUUACAAACUAUUGGUUGCCCGGAACUGCACAUUGAUCAGGAGUGGCGCAACCUACGCAAUCUGAAAAUCAGUGCCUGAAAUUCCCCUGGAUGACGAAGCAAGUAAGUAUAAUUUUCCAAGCUAUGUUGAAAUGGAGUAGUAUAAUUUAUUCAGUGUUGGAACAUGUUUAGAUGUUUUUGAACUCAUAAAUAAAUAUGCUAUUUUUUCUUUCUAGGUAGAAAGCAAG